UCUAGAUACCCAUCUUGAUUAACAUGGCGUAUAAAAUUGCAAUUGUUUUGCUCUCCCUUCUUGUAGGUUCCUGGUCAGCAAACGUAGGACCGAGAAUAAGUGACACUCAUAACAUAGAUCAGUGUGAUAACUUCGAUAAUAAAAAAAGCGAAUCCGUAUUGUUGUCAAAUGUAUACGAAGAUGCGGCGAUUUUACCUAUAGAAAAGACAAUAAAUGUGCCAGAAACUGGAGAACUAUCGACAGCUAUCAAUUGUAUUAAGGUACUAAACCAAGAUUCAAGUAGUCAUGGUGGCUAUCCCAGGAUUUUGAACGGUGGCAUUGGUUCCAAAAACGUCCAGAUUGAGUUGAAAUCGCAAUUGCUUCAACCGCUAAAUUUCAGAAUAGAAGUUUAUAGGGAAAAAUAAUAACUGAUUAUUCAUGAAAUAAUGCCAAGAGUUAUAUAAAUUAAAUUAAUAUUAAAUUAAAAACAUAAUAUCUG
Messenger RNA from Anoplophora glabripennis (Asian longhorned beetle), 478 nucleotides. Its product is annotated as probable salivary secreted peptide. The record is from RefSeq and is a predicted model, not a curated record. The coding region runs from base 24 to 404 and encodes 126 amino acids. NCBI's taxonomy places the organism in Eukaryota, Metazoa, Arthropoda, Insecta, Coleoptera, Cerambycidae. The transcript has 3 exons.